Messenger RNA from Rotaria sp. Silwood1, 675 nucleotides. The record is from the annotation of a GenBank genome assembly. Lineage: Eukaryota; Metazoa; Rotifera; Eurotatoria; Philodinida; Philodinidae.
AUGUUAGCUGACGAACUUAGUAUCAAAGAAUCAAAUGAACUUUUGUCAGCGGCAGAUAGAAUGCGUGAAAUGAGGAUACCUUUACCUGGAAUUGUAGUAGUUGGUGAUCAAUCAGUCGAUAAAUCAUCUGUACUUGAAGCUAUUUCUGGAAUUCAAUUACCUCGUGCACAAAAUAUUUGUACACGAUGUCUAUUAGAAUUACGAAUGAAAUCAACAACAGAUACUGAAUAUGCUAUCAUUCGUAGUAGUAAAUGCUCGGAAGAUGAAGCUACAACUUUAGAUGAUAUGAAUGAGAUAAGUAGUGCAGUUACUCGUCUGAUUGGAGAGAUUGCUGAUGAAGAAACAAAUGUAAGAUCAACAUCGAUCUAUUUGAUAAUGUAUAAACGUAAUAUACCAUAUGAUUUAACACUUAUUGAUUUACCCUGUAUUACUCGAAAACCAUUUCCUGGCCAAGCAAAAGAUAUUCAUGAACACAUUUUGCAUUUGAUUAAUAAAUAUAUAGAACCACCAACAGCUGUUGUUUUGCAUGUAAUUCCAUCUUCUAUUGAUUUUACAACAUCAGAAUCGAUGAGAUUAGCUAAGGAAUUUGAUCCACAAUGUCUUCAACAAUUAAUCGCUGCUUCAAUAAUUGAUAAAUAUGAUAAAGGAUACUAUUUCACUGUUAUUUUCAAAUAA